Aureobasidium uvarum is the source of this 237-nucleotide messenger RNA. Lineage: Eukaryota; Fungi; Ascomycota; Dothideomycetes; Dothideales; Saccotheciaceae. The record is from the annotation of a GenBank genome assembly.
AUGGUCCGAGAAUUGGGUGCGCGCUACUGGAUCAGCGCACACGACGAAGUCAAGGAAAAUCUAGGCUGGUCUGUGAAAUGGAUCAAGAGUUCUUCAUACACAGUAGAAGAAGCACAAGAAAUGUUGAAUGAGGAAAAGAAGAAUAUUGCAUUGCAUCAGGAAGGAAAGCGAGCAAAAGCGGAUCAUAGGACACAAAUUGUCAGAUUGGAUGUGGGAGAAAAGCUACGCAUUGUUUGA